AUGACGACCAGGAUGAUGCCCAUGCGGACGGGCUCCUCAGCCCUUCGCUCGAUAUCGAGACGCAGACCCUCAUGCUCCCAGUCCUUUACCACAACCACGCCCGCGGCAGCUUUGUCGCCCUACCGAAAAUCCCCCAAAUCCACCACCGACCUGUCGAGAAGACCUGCAACGACUGCUGCAGCUCCAGCACAAACCACCCGACCAACCCCCAGUCCCGCGUUCAACAAUGACUACCGCCGAAAUGAGCCCUCGCCGUUGGUCAACCGGCAGAUGCCUGAGCUCGACGACUCGUUCGUCGGUCUCAGUGGAGGAGAGAUCUUCCACGAGAUGAUGCUGCGGCAAGGUGUCAAACAUAUCUUUGGCUACCCUGGUGGUGCCAUUCUCCCCGUAUUCGAUGCCAUCUACAACUCAAAACACCUCGAUUUCAUCUUGCCCAAACACGAACAAGGCGCAGGACACAUGGCGGAGGGCUAUGCAAGAGCUUCUGGCAAACCUGGAGUCGUGCUGGUCACCUCCGGUCCGGGCGCUACCAAUGUCAUUACACCCAUGCAGGAUGCCCUUUCGGACGGCACUCCCAUGGUGGUCUUCACCGGCCAGGUGCCCACCACGGCCAUUGGCACCGACGCUUUCCAAGAAGCCGACGUGAUUGGCAUCUCCCGAGCGUGCACAAAGUGGAACGUCAUGGUCAAGAACGUGGCCGAACUCCCUAAGAGGAUCAAGGAGGCCUUCGAGAUUGCCACCUCUGGUCGACCGGGCCCCGUCCUGGUAGAUCUGCCCAAAGAUGUCACGGCCGGCAUUUUGAGGAGACCCAUUCCUAUGCAAUCGACUCUGCCGUCCCACCCGUCCGCUGCCACCCUCGCGGCUCGAGAACUCUCUCGCAAACAGCUGGAGGGAACCAUUUCUCGCGUGGCCGACCUCGUCAACAUUGCCAAAAAGCCCGUCAUCUACGCUGGGCAGGGCAUUUUGGGAACGCCCGAGGGUCCUCAGCUCUUGAGAGAACUGGCCGACAAAGCCUCCAUCCCCGUGACGACGACCUUACAGGGUCUGGGAGGAUUCGAUGAACUCGACCCGAAAUCCUUACAUAUGCUCGGAAUGCAUGGCUCGGCGUAUGCCAACAUGGCCAUGCAGGAGGCGGAUCUCAUCAUCGCCUUGGGCGCCCGAUUCGACGACCGUGUGACCCUCAACAUUGCCGGGUUUGCACCCCAAGCCAAGGCGGCGGCCGCCGAAAAGCGUGGAGGUAUUGUGCACUUCGAAAUCAUGCCUAAGAACAUCAACAAAGUCGUUCAGGCCACGGAAGCCGUCGAAGGUGAGGUGGCCACCAACCUGGCCGAACUCAUCCCCAAAGUCAAGCCCGUCAAGGACCGUCCGGAAUGGUUUGCCCAGAUCAAAGACUGGAAGGAGCGAUUCCCACUUACCAGCUUCGAAAAGGGCACGCCGGACGGAUUGAUCAAGCCUCAGGAACUGAUCAUGAAACUCUCCGACAUGACUGCGCACAUGAAGCAAAAGACCAUCAUCGCCACCGGUGUAGGCCAGCAUCAAAUGUGGGCCGCCCAGCACUUCCGGUGGCGGCAUCCACGGACCAUGAUCACCUCCGGUGGCUUGGGCACGAUGGGCUUCGGUCUGCCCGCCGCCAUUGGCGCGAAGGUGGCUCAACCGGACGCCUUGGUUAUCGAUAUCGACGGCGACGCCUCGUUCAACAUGACCUUGACUGAGCUGAGCAGCGCCAACCAAUUCCAGAUUGGCGUCAAAGUCAUUAUUCUCAACAACGACGAACAAGGCAUGGUCACCCAGUGGCAGAGCUUGUUCUACGAGGAUCGAUUUGCCCAUACUCACCAGAAGAACCCUGACUUUGUCAAACUGGCCGAGGCCAUGGGUGUCCAGGCACGACGAUGUGCCAAGCCUGCCGAUGUGGAGGACAGCUUACAGUGGUUGAUCAGCGGCAGUGGCGAAGGCCCGGCGCUUUUGGAGGUCUUGACAGACAAGAAGGUGCCUGUGUUGCCCAUGGUUCCGGCUGGCAAGGCUUUGCAUGAAUUCCUGGUCUACGACGAAGCCAAAGAAAAGGAACGGAGAGCUCUGAUGAAGCAACGAUCAGGACACUAA
This is a messenger RNA of Exophiala dermatitidis NIH/UT8656, 2100 nucleotides long. Its product is annotated as acetolactate synthase I/II/III large subunit. NCBI's taxonomy places the organism in Eukaryota, Fungi, Ascomycota, Eurotiomycetes, Chaetothyriales, Herpotrichiellaceae. Gene Ontology annotation, cellular component: mitochondrion; acetolactate synthase complex. The transcript is spliced from 3 exons. The record is from RefSeq and is a predicted model, not a curated record. Gene Ontology annotation, biological process: L-valine biosynthetic process. Gene Ontology annotation, molecular function: acetolactate synthase activity; magnesium ion binding; thiamine pyrophosphate binding. Bases 1 to 2100 code for a protein of 699 amino acids.